Molecule: messenger RNA, 126 nt
Organism: Dentiscutata erythropus
Lineage: Eukaryota; Fungi; Glomeromycota; Glomeromycetes; Diversisporales; Gigasporaceae
Source: the annotation of a GenBank genome assembly
GAUCAAAUUCAGAUGCAAAAAGCUAAUGAGGAUGUUAUGGCCUUACAUUUCAACAAUUUACCUAAACAAUUUUUAACCUAUGAGUUAACAGAAUCUACUGAUAGUGAUGAUAUUCGAAUAAUGUGA